Molecule: messenger RNA, 5145 nt
Organism: Panthera uncia (snow leopard)
Lineage: Eukaryota; Metazoa; Chordata; Mammalia; Carnivora; Felidae
Gene: IVNS1ABP
Product: influenza virus NS1A binding protein
Exons: 14
Coding region: 1540-3468 (642 amino acids)
Molecular function (GO): protein binding
Source: RefSeq, a predicted model, not a curated record
CAGCAGCAGUAGUGUCUCCGGGACGCGCGUGGAGGUCGGUCGCUCAUAUCUGCUCGGCAGUUUCUCCGCCUGCUGCUUUGGCGCGGCAGUGCCAGCGAACGAGUGAGCGAGUCCCCACGAACCCUCGGUGGCCCUGCCCCCUCCUCGCAGCCUCCGCUCCUCUUCCCGCUCGACCGCUCCCCCCCUCCGCGGCCUCGAGGCGCUUUCCGUUGCGCCGAUUCCCGCCCGCUUCCUCCUGCUCCCCAUCGAAGCACCAGACAUGAGUUUUUCCAUCUCUUCAGAGAUGAACCAGAUUAUGAUGCAUGAUUAUCACAGAAGAAAUUCAUGUCUAUAGCUUUUAAGGACUUGAUUACAUCAUUUCAAGCCUGAUAGUUUUGGAAUCACCAUUAGAGCUUAAGACACCUCUGCCUUCACUUCAACCACCCGUCUUCAUACCUUGAGGAAGUGCUGAGUUUUAACACUCCUUUGUCCUUGGAUUAUUUAAGACAUCUCAGAAAUACAUUUCUCACCAGUUCAGUAGGUAAGUGAAUAUUCAUGCCCAAUGAAACAUUAAGACACAUUGUUUUUCAGAAGACUAUGCCAGUACACUAAUAGCCUUUUCAUAAUUUUUUUUUUUUAUAAAUUUUUUUUUUUCAACGUUUUUUUAUUUAUUUUUGGGACAGAGAGAGACAGAGCAUGAACGGGGGAGGGGCAGAGAGAGAGGGAGACACAGAAUCGGAAACAGGCUCCAGGCUCCGAGCCAUCAGCCCAGAGCCUGACGCGGGGCUCGAACUCACGGACCGUGAGAUCGUGACCUGGCUGAAGUCGGACGCUUAACCGACUGCGCCACCCAGGCGCCCCUCAUAAUUUUUUUAAAGGGGAAGUCAGUGAUCAUUUGUAGAAAAAAAAAAAAUUCUAUUUUUUUCUUUUUGUAAACUUUUGAAUUUAAAUCAGGGCAAACGAAAAUCUAUUACUGCUUUUUAAUGAUGGCUUUGUAUAGGCAUUAGUUCACAAGGUGAAAUGGACAUUUUUUAAAAGAACAUUAAGUGUCUAGCAUGUAUUCCUAGGAGAUAAGUGAUUUGGAAUAUCUGAAACUUGCAAAGGGGACAGAUUUAAGUUUGCCUUAUUUAUCCAUUUCUCUCAUUUGGGAGUAAAGGAAUGACAGCACCCCAAAUCAAGGAAACCUGGAAGUGAUGACCACAUUACAUCCUUCCAGGCUUCUUAAAUUGCUCAUUGUAUGGGUUUGGGCAGGGUGGGCUUACAUUUCUUUCCCUUCCCAAUGAAUGUUCAGGGAAACCUGGGCAAAAGUGUUGAGCUAGUCACUGCUGUAUGAAUCCUUAAAAAGACUGAGGACCAAAAUAUAGCUGUACAAAGACUUGGACAUUCAGUGCCAGUGUUUUCAGCAGUGUUUUUGUGUAAUAAAAUUUUUGUGUUGUUGAUAGGAUGGAAUUUGAAAAUAAAGAUACUGUAUUACUCUUUAAGGUAUAAUUAUAAAAAUCAUUGUUCACUAGUAAAAUAACUUGGCUUUUUUGUGCUCUUUAGCCAAAUUUGUAAGGAAAAAUGAUUCCCAAUGGAUAUUUAAUGUUUGAAGACGAAAACUUUAUUGAGUCUUCUGUUGCCAAAUUAAAUGCCCUGAGGAAAAGUGGCCAGUUCUGUGAUGUUCGACUUCAGGUCUGUGGCCAUGAGAUGUUAGCACACAGAGCAGUUCUGGCUUGCUGCAGUCCCUACUUAUUUGAAAUCUUUAAUAGUGAUAGUGAUCCUCAUGGAAUUUCUCAUGUUAAAUUUGAUGAUCUCAAUCCAGAAGCUGUUGAAGUCUUACUGAAUUAUGCCUACACUGCUCAGUUGAAAGCCGAUAAGGAAUUAGUGAAAGAUGUUUAUUCUGCAGCAAAAAAGCUGAAGAUGGACCGAGUAAAGCAGGUUUGUGGUGAUUAUUUGCUAUCUAGAAUGGAUGUUACCAGCUGCAUCUCUUACCGAAAUUUUGCAAGUUGUAUGGGAGACACCCGUUUGUUGAAUAAAGUUGAUGCCUAUAUUCAGGAGCAUCUGUUACAAAUUUCAGAAGAGGAAGAGUUUCUUAAACUUCCACGGCUAAAGUUGGAGGUAAUGCUUGAAGAUAAUGUUUGCUUGCCCAGCAAUGGCAAAUUGUAUACAAAGGUAAUCAACUGGGUGCAGCGUAGCAUCUGGGAGAAUGGAGACAGUCUGGAAGAGCUGAUGGAAGAGGUUCAAACCUUGUACUACUCAGCUGAUCACAAGCUGCUUGAUGGGAACCUACUAGAUGGACAGGCUGAGGUGUUUGGCAGUGAUGAUGACCACAUUCAGUUUGUGCAGAAAAAGCCACCACGUGAGAAUGGCCAUAAGCCGAUAAGUAGCAGUUCCACUGGAUGUCUCUCUUCUCCAAAUGCUACAGUACAAAGCCCUAAGCAUGAGUGGAAAAUCGUUGCUUCGGAAAAGACUUCAAAUAACACUUACUUGUGCCUGGCUGUGCUGGAUGGUAUAUUCUGUGUAAUUUUCCUUCACGGGCGAAACAGCCCACAGAGCUCACCAACAAGUACUCCAAAACUAAUUAAAAGUUUAAGCUUUGAGAUGCAACCAGAUGAGCUGAUAGAGAAGCCCAUGUCUCCCAUGCAGUAUGCGCGGUCUGGUCUGGGGACAGCAGAGAUGAAUGGCAAGCUCAUAGCAGCAGGUGGCUAUAACAGAGAGGAAUGUCUUCGAACAGUUGAAUGCUAUGAUCCACGUACAGAUCACUGGUCCUUUCUUGCUCCCAUGAGAACACCGAGAGCUCGAUUUCAGAUGGCUGUACUCAUGGGCCAGCUCUAUGUGGUAGGUGGAUCGAAUGGCCAUUCAGAUGACCUGAGUUGUGGAGAGAUGUAUGAUCCAAACAUAGAUGACUGGAUUCCUGUUCCAGAAUUGAGAACUAACCGUUGUAACGCAGGAGUAUGCGCUCUGAAUGGGAAAUUAUACAUUGUUGGUGGCUCUGAUCCAUAUGGUCAAAAAGGACUGAAAAACUGUGAUGUAUUUGAUCCUAUAACAAAGUCAUGGACAAGCUGUGCUCCUCUUAACAUUCGUAGACACCAGUCUGCAGUCUGUGAGCUUGGGGGUUUUUUGUACAUAAUUGGAGGUGCAGAGUCUUGGAAUUGUCUGAACACAGUAGAACGUUACAAUCCUGAAAAUAACACCUGGACCUUAAUUGCACCCAUGAACGUGGCAAGGCGAGGAGCUGGUGUAGCUGUUCUUGAUGGAAAAUUGUUUGUAGGUGGUGGCUUUGAUGGUUCUCAUGCCAUCAGUUGUGUGGAGAUGUAUGACCCAACUAGAAAUGAAUGGAAGAUGAUGGGAAACAUGACUUCACCAAGGAGCAACGCUGGAAUUACAACUGUAGGGAACACCAUUUAUGCAGUGGGAGGCUUUGAUGGCAAUGAAUUUCUGAAUACGGUGGAAGUCUAUAACUUUGAGUCAAAUGAGUGGAGCCCCUAUACAAAGAUUUUCCAGUUUUAACAAACUAACAGGCUUAGUGAUGUAAUUGUGUUUAGUAGAGGUACACUUGUGAAUAAGGAGGGUGGGUGGGUAUAGAUGUUGCUAACAGCAACACAAAGCUUUUGCAUAUUGCAUAUUAUUAAACAUGCUGUACAUACUUUUUGUGUUUAUUGGGAAAGGAAUGCAAAGAUGAAGGUCUGUUUUGUGUAUUUUUAGGACUACUUUGGUUAUUUUACUUUUUGGAAGUUGAUAUUGUAAAAGAAUAAACCAAGACUUGAUCGGGCAUGUCAUUUCAAGAAGUCCCCUCUCCUCCACAUUUGUUUUGCCAAUUUGCACAUUAAUGACUCUUCCCUCAAACAUGUAUUAUGGGGCAAGAGGGUAAGGUUUAAGAUCGAGGCAGUUGGGUUUUUUAAGGGCCCUUUUUCAAUAACUGGAACACUAUACAAAAGAGACUUAUUUAACUAGAUGACAAUGACUAUUUUUGUUUUUAUUAAAAGAAAGCUGACAUGCCUACCAAGAUUUAAUCUUUUAUGAUUGCCUUUUUAUAACUUUUUAUAUUCUCAGCACAGUGCUUUACAUAUUGAAGAUGUGGCAGAUUCAAAUUACUGAAGCAGACUGGCGGUCUUAAAGGAUGCAGGGUGAGGGGUUUCUGUUGUACACCCAGAAUGCAAACUUAAAAGCUUUUGCCUCAGUUACUGGUUUGUUUUUUUUUUUUUUGUUUGUUUGUUUGUUUUUGGUUUUUAGGGUUUUUCUUUUUUUUGAGAAUACAGUACUGAUGUUUAUUUGAAUGGAGUUGCUGAACAGUAACAUAGCUGUGAUUUUUAUUUGAAACACUGAUUUCACAUACUUUGACUUCUUGAGGGUAUAUUUUCUAUAGCAAGACAUUUAAUAUAUAAGAACGGUGAAGUACUUUAUUUUCUAAAUAAUUCCUGUCUUUAUUUAUCAUUAACAAAACAAUCCUAAAUAGCAGCCCUCGAUUGUGGAAGAAAAUUAAACUGUAUUGGGUUUAAGAAUUCAGCAUUUAUCAGAACUAUGUUUUUGUUCAGUUUUUCUAUUCACAUGGAUAAAUACUGGUUGGGGUGACUUUAUCGAAUGUGUAGUGCUACACAUAUAACUGAUGGUGCCAAAAUUAGCACAUCCUAAUGCUUGCUGCCGAUGCAAACAUAUUAAAGGUACUUUGCAGGAAAUCCUUGCACCAUGGAAUUAAUAUCCAGAUGUUGUUUGUGUACUCAUUCAUUUACUAAAAGUCUUGGGGACAGGUUUUUUUGUUUGUUUUCCCAGUAAUGAUGAGCUUAAAGUAUUUGUGGGAAAAUAGUUACCUGACAUGUCUGAAAUAAGAGCUGAUGGUAAGAUUUUUUUUUUCUGAAAGAAGAUGAAGAAGCACACAGGAAUCUAAUGAGCCAACUAGGACAAGAUUACCAGUGGCUGACUUGGGUUAGGAAGAAAAUUGUUCCCACUGGUACUCUGACACCGUAUUUCUCUCGUUUAUUCUACAAAGAACCAUCGUGAAAGUUAACCUGGUAGCAUUGUAUUGCUGACUGUAUUUGUUGCUGGUUUGGUUCUAGACUAAAACUAGGUUGGCAGAUUUGAAUUUGCCUCACAGGGUGACUAUUUUUUUAAAUGGAUCUGCAUAUGUUUUAUUUAGUUCAAGGAAAUAAAAUUUUAGUUGAGGAUUCAGCAGUAAAAUCCUUGAAAUUA